GGUCGUGCUAUCGGUGCUGUCCGUUGAGUGUUGGGUUUUGGACCAAGUUCAUAAGAGGAUCAUUCAUUCGCACUUCUUUCCGUCGGUCAUGAAGGCAGCGUGUGUCCAGUGUCGGGUGCGCAAGGUCCGCUGUGACCGAUCCGUACCUGGUUGCAAAACCUGUGAGCGCCUGGGGUUCCAGUGCUCUUUUCAGCGCGACACUUCUCAGGCCGUCGGGCAGGAUGUGCCGCGUCUGCCACCGAAGCGUCGCGGUGCAACGGCCUGCUUGGAGUGUCGGACGAUGAAGGUCCGUUGCUCGGGGGCCACAUCUCGGUGUCAAAAUUGUCAUCGGCGAGAUCGUAUACAAUGGCUCUGGUCGUGUCACCAGGCAUUUAGUCCCUCAGAAAGAUAGCGGCGAGUUCCAAAACAUAGUUAACGACAAAGAAAACCCUACUGAUUUGGUUUCUGUUUCUCGAUCCACAGUGCAUGAAAAGACGUUUCACCAACCCGAGGCAUGAUACACUAGCCCUAUUAAGAUUUCGGAAGGGUACAAGAUCUUAUGGGUGGAGUGGACGGAGGAAAUCGCCUAUCGUUCAGCCAGUGGAUAUGUGGCAAAGGACAAAUGGGAGAAGCUGGAUUUGAAGGAUAAACCUCUGCUUCUUGGUUGGUCUUCCCGGAAUAUCUAGUACUCCUCAUCCUUGUUACUUCCCAAGUAUGUGCACUGUGAAUGUAGAUUGUUAGCAUCCUUUGUAAACGGAGAGCAGCAAGUUCGGUAUACAUCGUUCAUAGUAUAGUGAGCGGUGAUAUAUCCUUAGUUCUUCCCAUUCGGUGGCAGUUACAUCUACGUCGUUCUUCGCCAAAACAAUCGCCACUGUACUCGAUGAC
Aspergillus pseudotamarii is the source of this 864-nucleotide messenger RNA. RefSeq names its product Zn(II)2Cys6 transcription factor domain-containing protein. The coding region runs from base 89 to 391 and encodes 100 amino acids. The record is from RefSeq and is a predicted model, not a curated record. Gene Ontology annotation, biological process: regulation of DNA-templated transcription. Gene Ontology annotation, molecular function: zinc ion binding; DNA-binding transcription factor activity, RNA polymerase II-specific. Lineage: Eukaryota; Fungi; Ascomycota; Eurotiomycetes; Eurotiales; Aspergillaceae. The transcript is spliced from 2 exons.